AUGUCCACUAAAUCAACAGAAUAUCAACGAGAUACAAGUAAAUAUGAAAGAAAUGGUAACUAUUCAAGUAAGAGAAGUACAAAAGAUAAAAGACUAAAUUCAAAAUUACAAAAAAUUGAUAAACAAUAUAAAGAUGCAAUACAUUCAGCAGCUGGUACUGAUUUAUUGUUACAAGAAAAUGAAGGUUUUCUUGAAGCUGAUGGUCGUAUGGAAAAGACUUUCAAAUUUAAACAAGAUGAUAUAGUUAAUGUUGUAGAUCAAUCAACAGCAAAUAAAAAAUUUGAUUUAAACUUACCUGAAUUUGGUCCAUAUCAAAUUGAUUAUUCCCGAAAUGGUCGUAAUUUAUUAAUUGGUGGUAAAAAAGGUCAUGUAGCUUCAAUAGAUUGGAGAACUGGUCAAUUAGAUUCCGAAUUACAUUUAAAUGAAACAAUAAAUGCUGUUAAAUAUUUACAUAAUGAUCAAUAUUUUGCAGUUGCUCAAAAGAAAUAUACAUUUAUUUAUGAUAAACAAGGUAUUGAAUUACAUAGAUUAAAACAACAUAUAGAAGCAACAUUAUUAGAUUUUUUACCUUACCAUUUUUUAUUAACUACUGCUGGUCAAUCUGGGUUUCUUAAAUAUCAUGAUGUUUCAACUGGUCAAUUAGUAAGUGAAAUUAAAACAAAAUUGGGUCCUACUCAAGCAAUGAAACAAAAUCCUUGGAAUGCUUGUAUUCAUUUAGGUCAUGGAAAUGGUCAAAUUACAAUAUGGUCACCUAAUGUAUCUGAUCCAUUAGUUAAAUUACAAAGCUGUAGAGGUCCAAUUAGAGAUUUGGCAAUUGAUAGAGAAGGUAAAUACAUGGCUGUCAGUGGAAGUGAUAAGACCUUGAAAAUAUGGGAUAUAAGGAAAUUUAAAGAAAUUGAUUCUUAUUAUACUCCAACACCAGCUACUUCAUUAGAUAUAUCGGAUAAUGGAUUAUUAUCAGUUGGUUGGGGACCUCACGUAACGAUUUGGAAAGAUAUGUUUAAGGGAAAACAUCAAGCUGAUCCAUAUAUGAAUCAUUUACUACCUGGAUCUAAAACUGACAAGGUUAAAUUUGUACCAUUUGAAGAUAUUUUGGGAAUAGGUCAUCAAAAAGGUUUUAGUUCAAUUAUAGUACCUGGUUCCGGUGAAGCUAAUUAUGAUGCAUUAGAAUUAAAUCCAUAUGAAACUGCAAAACAAAGACAAGAACUGGAAAUACAUUCAUUACUUAAUAAAUUACCAUCUGAUUCAAUUGCAUUGGAUCCAAAUUUCAUAGGUACAGUUGAUAAACGUGCUAAAAACAUACGAUUGAAACCCGGAGAAAUUAAUGAAAUAGAAAAUAAAGAAGAUAAAUUGGAGAUUAGACCAGAAGUAAAGGGUAAAAAUUCAGCAUUAAGAAAACAUUUAAGAAAGAAGACACAAAAUGUAAUAGAUGUUCGAAAAUUAAGAAUUGAAAAGAAUUUACAAAAGGAAAAAGAAGCAAGACAAAGAAGACGUAAAUUAAAUCAAGGUAUACCCGAGGAAGAAAAUAAAUUGGAUAAUGUAUUAUCUAGAUUUAAUUAA
Messenger RNA from Insectozyma verbasci, 1560 nucleotides. The record is from the annotation of a GenBank genome assembly. Lineage: Eukaryota; Fungi; Ascomycota; Pichiomycetes; Serinales; Debaryomycetaceae.